UGGGAGCUGGCGUCUACCGUCAAGAAGAGCAUUUACAGUCUGGCAGUGUUGGAGCUUGCAGCUUGUGGCGUUGCUUUUAUAGGGUUUUGCACUCUUCGCCGAAGCGAGAAAUCAAGAAAGUACCUUUAUCAGCACUUCCCAACUGUUUCUAAGACGUACUAUUGGGCUGAAGAUUCAAUAUCGUUUGGACAGUUGACGGGAAGUAGGUUACGUGUGAGCGAUUUACAACGCUGGACGAAAUCUGAUGUAACUGACUGUGCUUUAGAAACUGAUUGA
Molecule: messenger RNA, 276 nt
Organism: Haemonchus placei
Lineage: Eukaryota; Metazoa; Nematoda; Chromadorea; Rhabditida; Trichostrongylidae
Source: the annotation of a GenBank genome assembly